GUCGAAAAAUGACAAUCAUUAAAACUUAACGUCAAUAAUCAAACAUUGCGUAUGCAAAGUCAGCGAUGGAUGAUUCGUACAUCAAUAUGGACAUCCGUUAAAAGACGACCUGUCGAAAUACAAUAGUUAAGAGUGCGAGUCAGAAAGAACCAUUGCAAUCAUCCGACAGUUACCAUUUGCUGCUAACGCACACUCCGCGACGCGGCUCGCGAAAUUGACACCGCACGCGACGAGUUCGAAAUACGAAUGUAAAUUUUAUUUAAGUGAUUGAUUAAAAAAAACAAACUGGACACAAACAAAAAAUAAAAUAAAAAAUAAACUAACAAUAAUGCGACAAUAUUAAAAUAUAAACAAAAUAAAUAUUAUACGGAUAAUAAUACAGACUUAAUUUAGUGAUUGUGAUGAAACUUGGUUGUGAACAAAAUUUUUAUAAUUGAAAGAUAUUUAAUCCAAAAUAAUGACGAUUGAUGAGAAAACGGAUAAAAAAGAAAAGAAUGAAAUGGAUAAAUCAAAUAAAAUUAAUAGUAAUAAAAACGUAAUAGCAAACGAAACUUUAAGAAAUAGUUUUAUAAAAAAUAAUGAAAAAUUAAAAAUUAAAAAGGAUGAUACAGAGAAUGAUCCUUUAAAAGGUCUAAGUAUAUUCCAAAAAGCAAAACUUAUGAUCUCCUUAAUAACGGUAGAACCAAUUUUAGCAUGCUUUGUUAUGCCGUCUGUUUUGUCAGCUUUAGCUACACAGAACUUGUAUCUGGAUAAGGCCUGUAGAGUUAAUUUGGGGUUUGAACACCACAUAUGUGACGCACUGACUAAAAGAGAAACUGCUAAUUAUACGUUUGAAGAAGAAGCAGUACAAACUUUAGUAGCUUCAGUAGCUGGAUGGAAAACAGUAUUACAAUCAUUUUUACCAUGUGGAAUACUAAUAUUCGUCGGAGCGUAUAGUGAUAGAAUUGGACAAAGAAAAUUUUGUAUGCUUUUACCUAUCGUCGGAGAAUUCUUAACUAGUAUAGGUCUUAUUGUAAAUACUUAUUUCUUUCACCAACUACCAGUCGAAGUAGCUGCUGUGACAGAAGCAAUAUUUCCAGCUUUAACUGGAGGCUGGUUUACCAUGUUUAUAGGCGUAUUCAGUUACAUAGCGGAUGUGACUACGGAGGAACAAAGGACGUUACGAAUUGGAAUUGUGAACCUAUUUUAUUCUUUAGGAGUGCCGUUAGGUGCGGCUCUUAGUGGAAUAUUGGUGCGAAAAAUUGGUUUAUACGGUGUUUUCUCAUUAAGUGCAACUAUUUACGUAUUGAGCUUCUUCUACGGAUAUUAUAGGAUUAAAGAGGUCAAAAGAAGCGAUAUUCAGUUGAAAAAGACAAGUAACUGUUGUGAAUGGCUGCGAGAUUUCUUUGACACGCGUUACGUUAAAGACACCCUGAUGGUUGCCUUCAAACGCGGUCCCAACAAUAGAAGACUACGAGUUAUAAUGCUUGUCGUUGUUUUAUGUGUUGUAAUUGGACCUAUUUACGGAGAGUUAUCCGUGAUGUAUCUGUUCACGAGGUACCGGUUUAACUGGAACGAAGUGGAUUUUAGCAUGUUUUCGACUUAUGCCAUGUGCACUUCUCUCGUCGGGACGCUAUUUUCCGUUGGAGUGUUCAGCCACCUGUUAAAAUUUGAUGAUGCUAUUAUCGGAGUGAUCUCUUGCAUGAGCAAGAUAUUAUCAGGCUUUAUGUACGCCUUCUCAACAAAAACUUGGCAAAUAUACAUUGCACCGUUAAUUGAAAUUUUCAAUGGUACUUCGUUCAUUGCAAUGAGGUCGAUGGUUUCAAAACUAGUGGGAAAGGAUGAAUUAGGGAAGGUGAACUCUUUCUUCGGAGUGGCAGAAGCAAUGAUGCCCCUGGUGUAUGCUCCUAUGUAUACGACGGUGUACAGUGCAACUAUUAAAACCUUCCCUGGGGCCUUCUUCCUCCUUGGUGGGGGGCUGACUGUACCAGCUGUACUUAUAUUUUUAUGGUUAUAUUUGGCAAAUAAGAAAUAUAAUGACGCCAAUUCUCAACAAAAUCUUAGAGAAGCUCAAGUAGCAGAACAUAAACCGGAAAAGAUCGGUAUCGACAACAAAGCUUUCGAAAACGAGGACAAGAGUAAGAUACCGAACAAUACUGAUCCGUCAAAUCAGUUAGAAGAUACGGAAAAGUUCGAAAAAACCGUCAGCCAAUCUCAAAUCGAAAUGGGCUUUACAGAGAGUAUGCUUUGUACUAGUAAAUUGUAG
This is a messenger RNA of Melitaea cinxia (Glanville fritillary), 2245 nucleotides long. Its product is annotated as solute carrier family 46 member 3-like. The coding region runs from base 458 to 2245 and encodes 595 amino acids. Gene Ontology annotation, biological process: transmembrane transport. Gene Ontology annotation, cellular component: membrane. Gene Ontology annotation, molecular function: transmembrane transporter activity. The record is from RefSeq and is a predicted model, not a curated record. NCBI's taxonomy places the organism in Eukaryota, Metazoa, Arthropoda, Insecta, Lepidoptera, Nymphalidae. The transcript is spliced from 8 exons.